Molecule: messenger RNA, 1189 nt
Organism: Ilex paraguariensis (yerba mate)
Lineage: Eukaryota; Viridiplantae; Streptophyta; Magnoliopsida; Aquifoliales; Aquifoliaceae
Source: the annotation of a GenBank genome assembly
CGAUAAUCAAUGAAAAAUGAAACUGUGGACCCAGCAUUAACUACUGUUUAUCUUGGACCCUCAAAUCUUCUGUUCUUGGAAAACAGAAGUAUCAUUCAUCAUGUACCUCAGAAGCAAUAUAUAAAGUUUCUCAAUCCUGAACGUAGAUGCUUACGUAUUUCUGCAGGCCAGCCAGGUCUCACCAAUGGCUUCUCAUAGCAUAACAGUUAAUUUGAGCUUCCCAAGUAAGUUCUCCUCGAAAACCCGUUUUGCCUUUGGCUCAAAGUCACAGCUUUCUUCAGCUUUUCGAGCUUUGGGAAAGCACAGAAGUAGAAUUUCUUCUUUAAUUCGCGCUAUGGGCUCUUCUGCUUCAUCUCAGAAACCAGACAGCACUCAAGAGGCAAGCAAGACAGAUUAUGGAUCUGUAAGUGAUGAAGAAUGGAAGAAGCGGCUAACAGAGGAACAAUUUUACAUAACCCGGCAGAAGGGGACUGAGAGGGCUUUUACUGGAGAAUACUGGAACACCAAAACCCGUGGAACCUACCAUUGCAUUUGUUGCGACACUCCUUUAUACGAAUCAUCCACCAAAUUUGACAGUGGAACUGGUUGGCCGUCUUAUUAUCAGCCUAUAGGAAACAAUGUGAAGUCGAAAUUAGACAUGUCUAUUAUUUUCAUGCCUCGCCAGGAAGUCGUUUGUGCAGUUUGUGAUGCUCAUCUUGGCCAUGUAUUUGAUGAUGGUCCACCACCCACGGGAAAGCGUCAUUGUAUUAAUAGUGCUUCCCUGAAAUUGAAACCAGAGUAGGAGAUGGUGGCAAGCAAGCAGACAAAAAAAGCUAGAGUUUUAUUUCAAAGUUAGAUGAGACCCCUGUACGUAUCACUACUUUUAUCUAAGCCCUUGCUCAGGGAAUAAUGAACGUUAUUUCUUGUGUUGUACAUGUUGCCUAAGAAUCCAUGGAAGUGUGUUUGUCUGUGGAUUGUUUAUAUUACGUCUAAAUAAACACUGUUUACAUAUCCUUGAAUUCUUCAUGAGAAGGACGCAAUUCACAUGAAUUCAUUGGGAUAGACGUAGAUGAACUAUACAUAUAGAAUGUAUCCAAAGUUUUCUCCGUGUAAAACUCCAUAAAAAAUUAUUUGAAGUGUUAUACUACCCUAUGUAUUGAAUCAUCCAUUCUCGUGAGUGCGGUUAGAUAUUUACAAACUCAUCAAAUUU